Messenger RNA from Benincasa hispida (wax gourd), 3903 nucleotides. Its product is annotated as DOMON domain-containing protein / dopamine beta-monooxygenase N-terminal domain-containing protein. The record is from RefSeq and is a predicted model, not a curated record. NCBI's taxonomy places the organism in Eukaryota, Viridiplantae, Streptophyta, Magnoliopsida, Cucurbitales, Cucurbitaceae.
ACGAUCUCGCCAUUGCUUCACGCACUAACCAAAUCAACCUGUCCAGCAAAAAGCCGUCCCAGGCCCAGUCCUGAAACCGUCGAUUCCGUUGUUGAGUUCUUCCAAUUUGUCAAUUCGAUUUCCGAUCGGGACUCCAAUAACCACCGGCCAAGAUCUCUGGUAAUAGUACAAUUUCGGUUCAUUUCAUUUUACAACUUCGAUAAACAUUUUAGAGUCUAGAUUCCGGUGGUGUUUCUGAUCCUAGCGAGAUAGAGAGAGCGGUGAUUUGGAUCCCAAUCUCGUCCUAAUGCAUCACACACCCAUUUUCGUUGGGUGUUUUAUCUUAUUAUGUUCGGUUCUUUGUAACUAUGCGGAUGCUGGAUCUGGUUGUUCCAAAACCAGUCCUCUCGUCGAUUUCGAGUCUGAAUUUAAAAUGGUACAGCACCAACUUAGAGGUUCCUUUAGGAUAAUUGAUGAUUGCUCUUUUAGGGUUUCGAAUUUUGAUAUGCUUUCUGGUACCGAUGUGCACUGGUGGGGUGCGAUCGCUCUUGAUUUUACUAAUUUAACGUCCGGGUUUGUUGUGUCUGAUCAAAAGCUUAAUGAGACCUACAAAAACGCUUCCUUCGUUGUGCGUUUGAAGAAGAAUGUUAAAUGGGAUCAGAUCCAUGUUAUCGCCGCCUGGGACCUUCCUGCUGCGUCGGAUUUUGGACAUGUUAUACUACAGAGACCGGAUAAUGGAUCCGCGGGUAGUCCCAACAUGGCUCCAUCUCCGUCGGAAGGUGGGAAUUCAGGGGAAGAGAUGGGUCCGAUUUCUGUUGAGCCCACCACGUUUGAGAAUUGCAAAGUUUUGGCUGAUAACUACAGGCUUAGAUGGACAUUGAAUACCAAGGAUAAGUUGAUUGACAUUGGGCUGGAGGCAGCGAUACCGAUGACAAACUACAUGGCAUUUGGGUGGUCAAAUCAGAACGAGAGUUCGAAUCUCAUGAUUGGGGCGGAUGUUGCUGUGAUGGGGUUCAAGGAGGAUGGAGUGCCGCUUGUGGAUGAUUUCUACAUCACAAAGCUCAGCGAGUGUAUGAUGAAUAAGGAUGGUACAGUGCAUGGUGUUUGUCCAGAUACAAUUUUUGAAGGUUCAGACCCUGUUGGUUUGGUGAACAAUACUAAGUUGAUUUAUGGGCACAGGAGAGAUGGGGUGUCGUUCCUUCGGUAUCGAAGGCCACUGGUUACAAUUGAUAAGAAGUAUGAUAUGCCAAUUAAUCACACUGAAAAUAUGACUGUUAUUUGGGCCGUGGGGCCAAUGAAACCACCUGAUGCAAUUAGGCCAUUUUAUCUUCCUCAAAAUCAUGGUGGGACUUAUGGGCAUCUGGUUCUUAAUGUUUCAGAGCAUGUGAAUGAUUGCUUGGGUCCGCUUGAUGCAGAAGACAAUGAGGAUCAAGAUGUUGUAAUAGCAGAUGCAAAUGCUCCUCUUGUUGUAACUAGUGGUCCGGCUUUGUAUUAUCCAAAUCCACCCAACCCUGCAAAAGUUCUCUACAUCAAUAAGAAGGAGGCUCCUUUACUGAGAGUUGAGAGGGGAGUGCCAGUGAAGUUCUCAAUACAAGCUGGACAUGAUGUUGCACUCUACAUUACUUCUGACCUGCUUGGUGGAAAUGCAACAUUGAGGAACAUGUCUGAGACUAUUUAUGCAGGAGGACCCGAAGCUGAAGGAGUACAAGCCAGCCCCAUGGAAUUAACUUGGCAACCUGAUAGGAAUACUCCUGACCAAGUUUUUUACCACUCAAUUUACCAACCAAAAAUGGGUUGGAAAGUGCAGGUUGUUGAUGGUGGUUUGUCAGACAUGUAUAACAACAGUGUUCUUUUGGAUGAUCAGCAAGUUACAUUUUUUUGGACGCUGUCAGAGGAUUCGAUAACUAUUGCAGCUCGUGGUGAGAAAAAGAGUGGUUAUCUUGCUAUUGGAUUUGGAAGUGGAAUGAUUAAUAGCUAUGCUUAUGUGGGUUGGAUGGAUGAAACUGGCAAAGGUAGAGUGAGUACCUAUUGGAUCGAUGGAAGGGAAGCUUUAAAUGUACAUCCAACAAAAGAGAAUUUGACUUUUGUGAGGUGCAAAUCAGAAAAUGGUAUCAUUACUCUGGAGUUUACCCGUCCCUUGAAACCAUCAUGUACUCAAGGUCAAGGACCAGAGUGUAAAAAUAUAAUUGAUCCCACCACUCCACUUAAGGUUGUAUGGGCAAUGGGUGCUACAUGGGUGGAUGAACAUUUAAGCGACAGAAAUAUGCAUUCUUCUCGAAGCAGUAGGCCUAUGCGGGUGCUGCUUAUGCGUGGUUCUGCAGAGGCCGAACAGGAUUUACAACCAGUAUUAGCUGUUCAUGGUUUCAUGAUGUUCCUUGCUUGGGGUAUUUUGUUACCUGGUGGGAUAUUGGCUGCUAGAUACUUGAAACAUGUGAAGGGUGAUGGUUGGUUUCAGAUUCACGUUUACUUGCAGUAUUCAGGUUUGUCAAUUGUCCUACUUGGCCUUCUUUUUGCUGUUGCCGAGCUUCGGGGUUUUUAUGUCAGCUCAGUACAUGUUAAGUUCGGGAUUGCUGCUAUUCUUUUGGGAUGUAUGCAGUCAGUAAAUGCAUACUUCAGACCGGCCAAACCAGCCAAUGGGGAAGUGGUUUCCCCCAAAAGGAUUUUAUGGGAGUAUUCACAUGUCAUUGUAGGCAGAUGUGCGAUUGUUGUUGGUAUUGCAGCACAGUUCACUGGAAUGAAGCAUCUAGGUGAUCGAUACGACAGUGAAAACGUCCAUGGCCUUAUUUGGGCUCUAAUUAGUUGGUUUAUGAUCAUGGCAUUGAUGGCUAUUUAUUUGGAAUACCGGGAGAGGCAGCGGAGGAGGGACAGAACAAUUGGAAGAAGCAAUUGGGUGCUUGGUAACGAUGAUGAUUCUGUUGAUCUUUUGGGUCCGACUAUUUCAAUUGAAGGAAAAGAAUCUCAUCCUUCAGGAACUAUGGAAGUUCAGUUAGAACCUUUAAGAAGAUAAAAAUUUCUUCUUUAAACCUAUUCUUUUUUAUAUGGAGUUGGUCCAUUAACCAGCUUUGAUUUUUGCAAAACGGAGAUAGCUGCUUUGGGUUUUGUUCUUGAAGCGUUCACUGAGAACAUGAAGGGGUUUGUUACUUGCCCAGACAUUGCCCCAUUUACUCUGCCUAAGAUCAUUGUCUCCUUACUUAUUUUGGAGUACAACAGGACACCUCUACACAUUUGAAAAUGAUAAUUUCUACUGUUUGUUUUUUGUCAGAAAUGAUAAUAACGCUGGCAAAUUUUGUCAUGUUUCAGCUACACAGUUAGGAGGUUUAUAGGUGUGUCCACUAUGGGCUUGAGAAGCAGAAAGUUUCAUUAAACGAAAUGAAAGCGAUAUUGGUUGUAUAUAUGAGACUAUCACCGAUACACUUGCAGUGAAGAUAUUUGCAAUUAACGUUUGUCAAAUCCAGUGCAGCUCCUAGUUCUUCCUUAUCUUUAUGUUUAAUUCCCCCAUACGCAAGGCACAUUUGAUGACUGUGGCUGCAAUACUUCUCCAAGUGUUAUUCCCGGGACUUUUGAACUUCAAAUUGACAGGUAUCUAGUGGAAACUUGACCUAAUAGAAUCUUUGUUUGAAAUGGUUCUCAUGUUUUCUUUUGACACUUGACAGUGUCACAUUUGGUGGAAGAGGUGAUAUUAUUCUGUCAUAUAUGGCCAUUGGCCCAUUGUUAUAUUUUUAUAUGAUUUUUUAGGCCAUUUAUUUGUCUGUUGAAGAAGGUGCAAGUCAAGCUUGUCGAAAAAGUGCAAGCGUUCUCUCGUGUGAUGUAUAGUUCCUUUUCAACUUUGAAUUUGUUCGUGUAGAUUUUGUAAUGAUAACUGUUGAAUUUCUUUUCCAUCCUUCUAUAGGUUAGCCUCCUAAAUGAUAUUGAUUACUGAUAAGA